Molecule: messenger RNA, 1263 nt
Organism: Rangifer tarandus platyrhynchus (Svalbard reindeer)
Lineage: Eukaryota; Metazoa; Chordata; Mammalia; Artiodactyla; Cervidae
Source: the annotation of a GenBank genome assembly
AUGAGUGUCAGUAUCACCUUCUUAAGACCUUUUGCCAGAGUUUUAGUGCCAUUUACCCUUCAUAGGAAGAGAAGGGUUUUAUAUUCAACAGUUCUGCAGAGAUACAUGUCUUCCAAAAUACCAGCUGCAUCCUAUCCUAAUAAGGAGAGUACACCACCUCCUGAAGAGCUGGAGUUGGAUAGGUGGAAAAUUACAAUGAAAUCUAGUGUGCAAGAAGAGGAUGUUUCAACAGUCUCAAGUAGCGAGGAUGAAGAUCCUCUAGCUGCCACCAGGGAGUUAGUUGAGAUGUGGAGGUUGCUUGGCAAAGAAGUACCGGAACACUUCAGUGAAGAAGAGCUCAAAACGCUUAUGGAAUGUGUUUCUAAGUCAUCAAAAAGAAAAUAUUUAAAAUACUUAUAUAUUAAGGAAAAAAUGAAAAAAGCCAGACAAAUAAAAAAGGAAAUGAAAAAAGCCGAAAAACAAGAAGUUAAAAAAGAGCAGCUACCAGAAACCAUUAAGGAAGAUAAACAGCAAAACUUUCUAUUUCUACGACUUUGGGAUAGGAAUGUGGACACUGCAAUGGGCUGGAAAGGGGCCCAGGCCAUGCAGUUUGGACAGCCUUUGGUUUUUGACAUGGCUUAUGAUGACUAUAUGAAACCACAAGAAUUGCAGAAUGCUGUUUCCCAACUUUUAGAAAGUGAAGGAUGUAACAGAAGAAAUAUUGAUCCUUUCCAUAUUUACUUCUGCAAUCUUAAAACAGACGGUGCCUACUAUAAAGAGUUAGUUAAACGUUAUGGAGAAAAAUGGAACAAAUUGCUUUUAACAGCAACAGAAAAGUCUCAUGUAGAUUUGUUUCCAAAAGAUAGUAUUAUAUAUUUAACUGCAGAUUCUCCCAAUGUUAUGACUACUUUCAAACAUGACAAAAUUUAUAUAGUGGGGUCAUUUGUUGAUAAGAAUAUGCAGCCAGGCACAUCCCUAGCCAAAGCAAAACGGCUGAAGCUGGCAACAGAAUGCCUUCCAUUAGAUAAAUACCUGCAGUGGGACACUGGUACCAAAAAUCUCACUUUAGAUCAAAUGAUACGUAUUUUGUUAUGUCUGAAAAAUACUGGUAGCUGGGAAGAGGCUCUGAAGUUUGUUCCUAGGAGAAAACAUGCUGGUUAUCUGGAGAUUUCUCAGCAUUCUCAAGAGUUUCUCAACAGAAUGAAGAAAUCAAAGACUUUUAAUUCAUUUCCAAGAGGCUCUAUAAAUAGACACAGAAAAAGCAGCUUGAAGGAGAACAUUUGA